AUGUCAGAACUUGCAGAGAAAGUUGAUGAACUCGUGGAUCAGAUUAUAAAUUUGGAAAGUGCUGUAUUUUCUCAGACUGCUUAUGUAAAGAGAUUAACGUCAGAGACAAAUGAGCUCCAGACACACCUUAGAAGUUUGGAAGAGGAGAAAGACACUCUGAUUGAAGGUUCAGACGGCAUGAAUCGGAAGAUAAGAGAUCUUGAAGAAGAAUUGCAGAGACUAGAUGAGGAGACAGAGAAGUUAACUUUAUUCAGCAAAGAUACCCAUGUUCCAGAGAAGCAAGCCAGCAAACCGGAGCAAAAUAGAUGCAAAAUCAAGGAGAUAAACUGUCCUGUGCAAUCCAGCUCAAGCAACCACCGUGACUGUAUCCUGCCAUAUAGAGAAGUGAAAUCCACUACAGAUGCCAGUGCAGGAUUAGAAGUUCAAGAAAUUCCUUCCUGCAGCUCUGUGGUUCUGCAAUGUAAGGUAGAGAGUGAUGGUAUCAAGGGUGACAGCAACUCCACAAGUGCUGAAUCAAACAGUUGUCUGCUAAGAGUGGUGUUUGGAGAAGCAAGAGAUGGGAUAGGUCCUGAUUAUGGCUCAACAAUUAUGAAGAACAGAGUGAAAUUUAAUCUUGUGGAUACCAGCACUUCUGAAACGGCAAGAGACGAAAGCUUUUUCCAAUUAAAUCAACAAACUAACAGUGAUGAUUUUCCCACAGCACAAAAAGUAGCUAGUCCAGGUGCCAAUUCACAGAAAAAGUGCAGUCAAGAUGAAUCUGUGAGUCCACCUGACUAUCACAUUAAGCCUCUAGAAAAUGUGACAAUGGAAGAAAAAGUGCUGAAAAAGGAUGCUCUGGUGCACAGCAGGUCUUCCAUAUGUGGAAAGGGUAUAAUGUAUUCAAACCAAGGUGAUCACCUUUGUGAUAAACCAAUAAAAGGUCCAAUGAAAGAUGUUCAUAGCGACAGUUCUGAAAGGAGGGCACAUGAAAGUAGAAUCCAGCCGGAUGACUUUUUUCUCUCCAACAGGGAUGAUUGCAUGGAUGGUUACUCAUUGAAAGAUCGAGUGGGAGAUCUUCUGGAUGCCAAUCUAGAUAAGUCAGAUAACAAUAACAACAUCCAAUCAGCUGCCAAGAACCAUCCCAGGUCAUUUAAGAUAGAAACAGGUGGUGAUCUUUCGACACCGAGUGCUUCUGAUAACAAUAGGGACAUGGAGGAGGAUUAUUGGAAUACCGCAAAAGCCAGCAGAAAUUCUGGAGAGUCCAGACUCAGUAGCCAGCUUAAUGAUCUUCCAAUGAAUAGUCAAGUGAAAAGCAUUUCAGAAACCAGUCCAUUAAAGGUGCUUGCUGCAAAUGAAGAUAACAGAGCUCCUGACAUCUCACCCACCUCAUCAGAAUUGGCAACUGUAAAGGACCAAAAGAUGUACAGCUUUCCGGAUCAAGGCAAGGAUCAGGAAGCAAAGCAGCAACAGGUGUUCCAGCCACUUCAACAUGAUCUCAGCGGGAACCAAGAUGAACUUGGUGUAGGGGAUGACGAUCAGCCUAAUUGGAAAGAGCUGUUUUUGAGUGGGUUAGAUGACAGAGAGAAGCUUCUAUUGCAGGAGUAUACAUCCAUUCUUAGGAAUUACAAGGAAGCAAAAAAGAAGCUCAAUGAAGUGGAGAAGAAAAAGCGAGAGCUAGCCUUUUUCAAUGCAAAGAUUGAAUCAUUGGAGAAGAAACUGAACUUGCUUGGGAAAAAAAAAGAUGCAGCUGUUGAUUCAAUAGAAAGCAGAGCCUCAGCCAGCUACCAUGUCUCAGCUGAACAGAAUUUACUAACAGAGCAGAAGACUCUUGCAGAUAUGGUAGGUGCUCCAACUCCUCAGUCCAUGGAUACUAGAGUGGAAUCGCCUCCACAAGAGCAGCCAAAGAUCUCCUUUGUGGAAGAGAAUGGAGCCAUCAAGGUUAUUAACCUAGAUGAAACUCAAAAUCUUUCGGUUGUUGAAGAAAGAAUUCGCACAGACAUUGAUGAAUUGCUGGAGGAAAAUAUAGGAUUCUGGAUGAAGUUUAGCACCUCGUUCCAUCAAGUACAAAAAUUCCAAACAACUGUCCGGGAUCUGCAAGCUGAGCUAGCAGAAGUGAAGGCAAACAACAAGCACAGUGGAAGCACAAACCAUCAAUUACUUGUAUCAGAAAUUCGUCCAAUUUACAGGCACCUGUCAGAAAUACAAACUGAGCUAACUCUAUGGUUGGACCAAAAUGACAUGUUGAAAGAUGACUUGGAUAACAGGUUAGCCUCGCUGUCUGGCAUACAAGAAGAGAUCUUGUCAAAUGCAGGGUCAAGUGCAGAAGAAACUGAGCUGAGUGACUAUCAAGCAGCCAAGUUCCAGGGCGAGGUUUUGAAUAUGAAACAGGAGAACAAUAAGCUUGCUGGUGAACUGCACUUGGGUCUGGAACGUGUCAAAGUCAUCCUGGUUGAGAUUGAAAGGACACUUAGAGACCUGGAUACUGAGUUUGGAGUUGCCGCAAGAAAGCAACAACCUAGGAACUCACCGAUUCGAUCCAAAAUUCCGUUGAGGACUUUCUUGUUUGGUGUAAAGUUAAAGAAACAGAAGCCAUCAUUCUUUGCUUGCAUUAGUCCGUCAUUGCAGAAGCAUAUAGCGACUUAA
Molecule: messenger RNA, 2622 nt
Organism: Coffea arabica (coffee)
Lineage: Eukaryota; Viridiplantae; Streptophyta; Magnoliopsida; Gentianales; Rubiaceae
Source: RefSeq, a predicted model, not a curated record